Diabrotica virgifera virgifera (western corn rootworm) is the source of this 9857-nucleotide messenger RNA. Its product is annotated as phosphoribosyl pyrophosphate synthase-associated protein 2. The record is from RefSeq and is a predicted model, not a curated record. The coding region runs from base 153 to 1220 and encodes 355 amino acids. Gene Ontology annotation, cellular component: cytoplasm; ribose phosphate diphosphokinase complex. Lineage: Eukaryota; Metazoa; Arthropoda; Insecta; Coleoptera; Chrysomelidae. The transcript is spliced from 6 exons. Gene Ontology annotation, biological process: 5-phosphoribose 1-diphosphate biosynthetic process; purine nucleotide biosynthetic process. Gene Ontology annotation, molecular function: ribose phosphate diphosphokinase activity; magnesium ion binding.
ACACACUCCAAUUUUCUAAUGUCAAAUGUCAAAAACUUAAUAAAAUUGUCUGUCAGUCACAAGUCAAAAAUUAAAUUCAAUGUGACGAAGUUGGAAGAUUUAUACGACGAAACUUUUACUUGGAAUUAUAUCAAUCUUUAUUUUUUGCGAACAUGGACGCACCGAAAACUUCUGAUAUUGUUCUUCUCUCUGGUAAUUCUCAUCCAGAAUUGGCUAAUUUAAUCCAUAAACGACUAGGGGUAAAAUCUAGCGGAUGUGCUGUCUAUCAUAAAUCUAAUCGUGAGUCAAUGGUCCAAAUAAAUGAUUCUAUUAGAGGAAAAGAUGUUUAUAUAAUUCAAACAGGAGCAAAAGAUGUCAACAACAACAUAAUGGAGUUGCUUAUAAUGGCCUAUGCUUGUAAAACUUCAUCAGCAAAAUCUAUUGUUGGAGUGAUUCCUUACCUACCAUACAGUAAACAGUGCAAGAUGAGGAAGAGAGGUAGUAUUGUCACAAAAUUGUUAGCUCAAAUGAUGUGCAAUUCUGGAUUAACACAUAUUAUAACAAUGGACCUGCAUCAAAAGGAAAUCCAAGGAUUUUUCGAUUGCCCAGUAGAUAACUUGAGAGCAAGUCCUUUUCUUCUUCAGUAUAUUCAAGAAAGUAUUCCAGAUUAUCGUAAUUCAGUAAUAGUAGCCAGAAAUCCAGCUGCUACUGGUAAAGCCACUUCAUAUGCUGAACGUCUUCGUCUUGGUAUAGCUGUUAUUCAUGGAGAACAGAAACAGUCUGAUUCUGAUGAAGUAGAUGGAAGAUAUUCCCCACCAACCUUACCAAGAUCACGUACUAUGGAUGCAGGAGUAGGUGUGCCUGUACAUAUCGCUAAGGAAAAACCUCCGAUAAAUGUAGUAGGUGAUGUAGGAGGGCGAAUAGCUAUCAUGGUGGAUGACUUAAUAGAUGAUGUCCAUUCUUUUGUAGCAGCUGCUGAAGUUCUUAAAGAACGUGGGGCUUAUAAGAUAUAUGUUAUGGCAACCCAUGGUCUACUUUCGUCUGACGCUCCACGUCUAAUAGAAGAUUCACCCAUUGAUGAGGUGGUAGUCACAAAUACAAUUCCCCAUGAGCUACAGAAAAUGCAGUGCCAUAAGAUUAAAACUGUGGAUAUAUCAAUAUUGCUCUCUGAAGCUAUUAGAAGAAUUCAUAACAAGGAAUCCAUGUCAUAUCUAUUUAAGAAUGUUACAUUGGAAGACUAAAUCUUCAUAUAUUGAACAAAAAAUUCGGUAUUAUUGAGUUUUUAGCAAUAUAAUAUGCAAUUAUUAUAAAAUAAAAACCAGUGCAUUUCAUUACUAACUUACAAGCUUUGAAAUAAGCUGUUAAUAGAAAAUACCUGAUGUUUGUGCAAAUGAAACAUGUUAUAGAUAAUCAACUAUUUUCAAUGGGAAAUAAGCCACAAUUUUACCAAAAAAAAUUAUUUUAUUAACGUUAUAAAUGAGUCAGAUUAAAUAAAUUAUUAGAAGAAUUUUUUACUAAGCAACAACAUUUUCGUUUAAUUUAGUAUUAUUUUGUAUUUUGACAACGACACCCGACUUGGACGUCGAAACGUUAAUAAAAUCAUUUUUUUGGUAAAAUUGUGGCUUAUUUCCCAUUGAAAAUAGUUGAUUAUAAAAAUGCCACAAGGAAAUAGCUUCAGAACAACAUGUUAUAGUAUAGAUGUUAAAGAGAAUUUCAGAGCAUUAAAGAUUCAAUUUGUAUAUUUUAAGAUAUCGUAUGCAUUGGUUUUGAUUUUGUAUGACUUGCAUAUUCACAUUUAUAUAUAAGAGCUUAAAUUCAUUUAGUAGGACAUUGUCGAUAUACAAAAAUAUUCGGUGAUCAUUAAAACGGCAAAAUAAUUUGUAGGAAAUAAAACUAGAUUCAUCACAAAUCUGAUUUGAUCAUAAAAAUAUGGAUUUAAUCAUAAAAAAUAGAUUACAUAUUUAGAAUUGUGUUCCUCCGAGUGUUGUCAACUUUAAGACGGAGAAUAGCGUUUAUUCUGACAAAAUCUCUUCAAACCUAGCCCAGUCCAUUAUCUGAUGAUUUUCAUCCAUGACAUAUUUUCCUUCAAAUGCCUUAUGGUCUUUCGAUUUUAUCUUUUACAAUUAAUUGGGGAUGUAAUAUUUUUCUUGCUCUUUUUUUAAUUGUUGUAGAACUUCUUCAUUUGGAAUAUUUACUGUCCAAGAUAUUUUCAUGAUUUGAUGGUAAACUCUCGUUUCGAUUAUUUCUAGUUCUUUAAGUCUUUAUGGUUCCCUACCGACUCCAUAAACUAGUAUUGACCAUAAACUACAGGGUGUAACAAAAAUACAGGUCAUAAAUUAAAUCACAUAUUCUGAGACCAAAAAUAGUUCGAUUGAACCUAACUUACCUUAGUACCAAUGUGCACAUAAAAAAAAUUACAGUCCUUCGAAGUUACAAAAUGAAAAUCGAUUUUUUCCAAUAUAUCGAAAACUACUAGAGAUUUUUUAUUGAAAAUGGGCAUGUGGCAUUCUUAUGGCAGUAGUAUCUUAAGAAAAAAUUAUAGUGAAAUUUGGACACCCCUUAAAACUUUUAUGGGGAUUUUGUUCUUUUAAACCCCCACAAACUUUUGUGCACGUUUCAAUUUAAUUAUUAUUGCACUACCAUUAGUUAAACAAAGUGUUUUAAAAACUUUUUUGCCUCCUAGUACUUUUUCGAAAAGUCAGUUUUUAUCGAGUUAUUUUGAAUAUUUGUCAAAUCCACCACAUAUUUGUAUAUGGUUAAGUACGAUUAUGGAGACUUGGUAAUAAUAUGCAAAUUUAUUUAUGAUUUACAUUUUUAGGUAUAUUUUGAACCAUAUUAAAAAAGAAGCCACAUCUCGAUAAAAGGUGCCUUAUCGAAAAAAUACAAAGAAACAAAAAAGUUUUAGAAAUACUGUGUUUAACUAAUGGUACCGCAAUAAUAGUUUAAUUGGAACGUAAUCGAACGAGUUUAAAGGAACAAAACCCCCAUAAUUCUUUUUAUGUAAACAUAUUAAAAAAAGCCGCAUCUCGAUAAAAACUGCCUUAUCGAAAAAAUACUAAGAGGCAAAAAAGUUUUGAAAAUAUUCAGUUUAACUAAUGGCACCACAAUAAUAUUUUAAUUGGCACGUACACAAAAGUUUGGGGGGGGGGGGUUAAGGGAAGAAAACCCCAUACAAUUUUUAGGGGGUGCAUAAAUUUCACUAUAAUUUUUCUUUAAGAUGUUCCUAUCAUAAGAAUGCCACACGUCCAUUUUCAAUAAAAAGUCUAAUAGUUUUCGAUAUAUUCGAGAAAAUUGAUAUUCAUUUUGUAACUUCAAAGGGCUGUAACUUUUUUAUGUGCAUAUUUGUACUAAGGUAAGUUAGGUUCAUUCGAACUAUUUUUGGUCCCAGAAUAUGUACCUUAAUUUAUGACCUGUAUUUUUGUUACAUCCUGUAUAUUGACCAUCUUGUCUUUUAUUCAUUUAAUCCAGAGGUUCCCAAACUAUUUUUUCUCGUAGACCCCUUUAAAAAAUAUACUGGUUUCGGUGGACCCCCUGCUGCUAUAUUUUUACCAUACUUCCAAUGAAAAACAUUGGGGGGGGGGGGUAAAAAUAAGACAUUGAAGGUCUUUUUCGUCUUCUUUUCUUUUCUCAAAAUAUCAUUUUAAGCGAUUUUACAUUGAUUUGGAAUCUAUUUAAACAAAUUUGCAUUUUUUAUCGUAAAUUAUCAAUAAUUGAAAAAAUUGUGUUUUAAUAUAAGGGUUAUCCAAAAUGUGAUUAUUAGGCAUUAUAACAAGUUUUUUGUUUUAAAACAAGUUGUUGAUCAAACUUUAGCGUAGAAAACGAUAAAAUACUGUUUUCCAUUUUCCUCCAUUCUCAAAAUACAUGUUCUUCUAUUUGGCUGAAAAUUUGCCCACAUAUAUCCAAAACACAGGACUUAUGUGUAUAAUGGUUAAAAGAAUUUGUAUAGUUUUACAAUACAAGAAAAGUUACAUGCAAUAAAGAGUCAAAAUUAUAUAGUACAGUCGGGUUAGCAUUUGAUCUUGCAUGCCGAGCUACCCAAGCAAGAUUCUAUUUUUCUAAUCUUAAGGGGGUCAAUAGUAGUGUAAAUUUAAAAUCUCGAAUAAAGGAGAACCGUUUUUGCUCAAUAUCUCCGCCAUAUUUAACGUUUCGACAACAAGUGUAAAAACUGAAGUUGUGGAAAAUAUGAUUUCGUAUAAUUUAUUCUAUUAUAAAUUUUUUGUGCCGUCGAUAUUUUCCGAAUUAUGGGAGAAAGAGUGACAGUUACAGCAUAAUUAUUGAAUUAUCUCGUUUAUUAUUAGUUUUAUAACAAAAAUGUACCUAUACAAAAAUGGAGAGAAUUAAAUUUUAUACAAUUUUGAUCUCUCUCAUGUUUUUGCUAAAAUCAAUAUUUCAGGUAGUACGUAUGCGGUAAACGCGCGAGCAUAAGCCCUGAUUGAUUUGAUAGCAGUGGUUUUUGUUCAAUAUCUCCGCAAUUCUCAACUUUUCGACAAAAAUGGUAGGAAUUGAAAUUGAUCCAAAAAAAUUGUGUUUACAAUAAUUAUUAUAAUUUUUUUAACCAUUUUUUUCGUAUGGCGGAUAUUUUCCGAAUUAAUUGUACUUACAGUAGAUGCCUACAUAUAUUUUUGACUCUGAUAUUAUUCCACGUAUUUUUUUUUGUAUUGUAAAACGAUACAAAUCCUUUUAACCACUUAAAGUCCUGUAUUUUGGCUAUCUGUGGGCAAAUUUUCAGUCAAAUCGAAAGACAUUUGUUUUGGAAAUGGAGGAAAAUGUAAAAAACGGUAUUUUAACGUUUUCUACACUAAAAUUUGAUCAACAACUUGUCUUUAAUCAAAAUAACUUUUUAUGAUGCAUUAUAAUAAUAUUUUUGGGCCAUUACUCUUAAAAUAUUAUUUUUUCCAUUGAUAUUUUACAAUAAAAAAAUGCAAAUUUGUUUAAAUAAAUACCAAAUCGCUAUAAAAUUUUCGUGGACCCCACUUGCAACUUGUGAACCCCCAUUUUUAUUUCACGCCAACGUAAACCCCCGUUGAAUCCCUCGUGGACCCCUGGGGGUCCACCUGGACCACUUUGGGAAUCACUGAUUUAAUCCAACGUCCCGAGAUCUGUUAUGAGUUACCUGUUCAGCAUUUUUCCAUUUAAAAGCGACUGAUAUUAGAGGGAACGGAAUAUUUUUUUAAUUCUUCUUUACCAUCAUUUCGGUAUUUUUGUUAUUUAUCUCUAUUCCAAACUCAUUGCAUGCUUUAAACUGCUUUGUCAGCGGUAAAUAUUUGGAUGCCAUUAAGAUUUAUUCCCGCAAUGAAUUUUUCUGCUGAAUAGUAUUUUUUGAGUACAUGUAUUAUCCCUUUGCUUAUGUUAAUAUUGUUUGAGACUUAGUCGUGAAUUCUAUCUAAUCCUAUUGUUUUGUUGCCAGUUCUCAUUUGUUAUUAUUCAUAAAACUUUAUGGUUUACUUCAAAUUUACCAAAGCUAGAAAUUUUCCAUGUUUCGCAUGAAUACUUUUUCUAAACUUAGGAAGCACAGAAACACAUCUUUUGACAUUUGACACUUUUAGCAUAAUUCUUUAGUGAGAAGAGGGUUUACUAAAUCCCUAUACGGUUCAGAAAUCCAAACAAUAGUUUCUAAUUUCUUUUUCACCUAUUUUAUGUACCAUAUUGUGAAAUAUCUUUAAUAGCGUUGACACUGACUUAUAAAAAAUGUUUUAAUUUAUACGAAACUUCAUUGAGUCAGAUAUUAUACAUUUAUUUUAUCUAUAAUCAUAAACAUUACUCUUUUGUUGGAUGUUUAAACCAUCGUUUAUCGUUUAGUACAUCCAUCUUCACCUGUAAAUACCACAUUUGAGUCAAGUUUUUUGAUUGUUUUUAUAAAUUUAGUAUAUAAGAACAAACAAUUUACAACAUUCAUCAAAAUUGCUACUAGACCAGAGCAUUUAGGAAAAAAUAAAUUGAUUUUUAAGCACAGCAUCUAGAGACUUGCAACUUUUUGAAUGGUGUUCAGGAUGACGCCAGGAAAAAAGUCUACGAUAGAAAAAUGGGUGGAAAUGCAUAACAAUUGCAUUUUAAAGGGUACAACAUGCAUCUAAAAGUGCAUAAACAUGUCAAAAUCAGUAUUCAUAUUAAUUUUUUAUUAUUAUUACAUAUGUUUUUAUAAUUUUUAUUAUUACAAAAUAUUUUAAUUUACAAUCUGCUUCAUCGAAGCUAUAAGUAAAUAGUUUGAAUGUUAAAUACAUGAGGGAGAAGCUGCCCUGUGGCAACCCUCCUAUUACAAUUUUUACAUUAGAUCAUAAUAUAUUUAAUUUAUUAAAUCUGUUGGCCAUAGUUUCUUCAGUCGUCUUGCGAAUUCGGGAGGAGUGUUUAGCUGUCUUGCUUCAUCAUUUGGAUGACUUCUCAGUCCAUCAAGGUAGCUCUUUGUGAUCCUUUGAAUUUCUGUAUAUUAAUGGCCACAUUUUGUUAUUCAGUGGGUUUUUGGGGUCACUGAACACUGUUAAUAUAUAAUAUAAUAAUAACAUGAGAGCCAACGAUCGACAAGCGGUCUCGGCACCUUAAGAAGAAGAAGAAGACGAAUACGCAAUCAGAACCGACCGCCGAAAUACCUGGUGCCCGGGUUUACUACUAAGGUACGCCAUCUAAAUUUUAGAGGGUUUUCGGUACUCAAUUGAUGCAAAUUGAUUACUCGGAGGGGAUCGCUGAACACGAGUACCUCAUUAGAACCGACCCCCUAGAGCAGGGGUCACCAAUUAGCGGACCACGGUCCGCAUCCGGACCGUGAGCUAGUUUUGUGCGAACCGUCAAUAAAUUCAGAAUAUACCUAGUGUUUGGCAAUUUUGAAAAUCUGGCCAUGAAAUUGUGUACUAUGUUUGGCUCAACUUAUGUGUGCGAAGCCGCUUUAUCAAUAAUGAACUUUAUUAAAAAUCGGUAGAGAUCUCACUUAACAGAUGAAUAUCUCAACUCCCUAAUGAGACAUCAGUUGCACUAAACUCACUCCAAACUUCAGACAGGUUGUACAUAAAAAAUGUCAUUUUUCUCUCUGAUUAAUUUAAUUUUGUAAAGAGUUUUCCCCCUUAUUGUUAUACUUACUAAUCAUUAAUUUUGAAAUUAAGUAAGCUGUAAUAUAAAAUUGUCAUGUGCAUUUUUUUAUAUUCAUUUCCUCUCUACUAUAUGUUAAGUAGGAGUAUGUACUUUUCAGAUGUGCAUUUAAUUAAAAUAAUUUUCAGAUUUAAUAAGUUUGCAACAAACACCUUGCAUUGAAACUAAUGUAGAAAAGAUAACAUGUUAAUUACCAUUUUGUACUAUGAUUGUUUAUUUUAAAUUCCUCAGUUUCCUUUCUACAAAAUUGAAGAUGUCUAAAAACUUCAUUAGCAUUCAAAAUAUAAAUUUCUAAUGUUUAAAAUAUUCUCAUUAACAAUAAUUUACAAUACUGCUGUUUUCAAAAUAUACUGAUAAUAACAUCAAAACAAUACACAAUGAAUUUAUAUUUUAUUUAUUGUACCAGGAAAACUUACAGAAAAGUAUACAGUAACCAAAAAACAAUCAGAUAUUAUUAGUUUUCCUUUUCAUAUUAGUCCAUGUGUGAGGCCACUUUCGUCUGAAAAAUGUUUCUGACUCGAUUUCUUUGCGGAUUCCUGUUCAAAAAUGUCCCCUUUAAACAAAUCUGAAGGGUGCCGGGUGAAACUAUUUUUUAAGCAAAUUCAAAAUUACUUUUUUGUCUAGAAAGAUGUAUUUUUAGGUUUCUUGGGUAAUUAUAAACAAUAAAGGUCUCUUGUCAUAUUUCUGAAAAGUUGAUAGUUUUCGAGUUAUAAGCGAUUAAAAUCUGAAAAAUGCGAAAAUAUGCAUUUGCGAUGCUUGAAAACUCUUAAGCUUUAAUAAAAUGACAGAUCUUUUUUAUUUAAGGUACUAGUACACUUUAGAAGACCAAAAAUAAUUAUUUUUUUCAAGAAUUUUUUUCUCAGAACCUUUAUCAAAAUUGAACAUAAAACUUUUUACAUAUUAAUAUCUAACUAUUAGAGAGUACAAAAAAUAUAUCUUUUUUCAUUUACGCACGUACACUAAUAUUGUAGAGGGCGCAAAAUUCGAGACGUCGAAAAAUGAUGGCGGACAGUUAAUCUCAGGAUUGGGAUAUCUGAAACAGAAAAAUCGUGCUUCAUUUGAAAAAGGAAGGUUUUUUACAUGACAAUUUACCACAAUUUCACCAAAAAUUAAAAAAAAUUUUAACCAAUAAAAACUGCAGAAAAAGGGACGAUUUUUUCACAAUUUUUUUUUAAUUUCCGUGAAAUCUUUUUUUGCGGAAUCUUUCACUAACGGUGGUAAAUUGUCACGUAAGAAAUCUUCCUUUUUUAAAUGCCGUACGAUUUUUUUAUUUCAGAGAUCCCAAUCCUGAGAUUAACUGUCCGCCAUCGGAACUACUUUUUUUCGUGGCCUCGGCUUAGGCGCCCUCUACAAUAUUGGUGUACGUUCAUAAAUGAAAAAGAUAUAUUUUCUGUAUUCUUCAAGAGUUAGAUAUUAAUAUAUAAAACGUUUUAUGUUAAUUUUUAAUAAGGGUUCUGAGAAAAAAAAUCUUGAAAAAAUGCUUGUUUGGUCCUUUAAAGUGUACUAGUACCUUAAGAUGACCCAAAAAUGCUAAGAACAUAUUUUCGCGGGCAAAAGAAGUGAUGAUUUGAAUUUGUUAAAAAAUAUAUUAAACAAUUUCUGCCCAAAAAUUUCGCCCGGCACCCUUCUGAUAUGUUUAUAGGGGAUAUUUUUUAACAAGAAUCCACAAAGAAACCGAAUCAGAACAGUCAGACACAGGCAGCAUAAAUCCUGACCCCGGAAGUAUCAUAGGUUUUCGAAACGGACCCUCAGGGAAACUAAUUGGUGACCCCUGCCCUAGAGCACCUGUUGCCCAGGGUCAUCUUCUGGAAUUUCGAGGGAUUGCGGCACUAAAGUGAUACUAACUCAGGGGAUUUUUUGGGGGUUGCUCGACACAAAUAUGACAUCAGAACCGACUCUCAGAGCACCUAGUGACCAGGGUGAAUGAUAUGCACGUCAUUUUCUGGAAUUUUGAGGCCUUCCGACACUAAAUUGAUGCAAGUAGAUUACUCAGGAUCUACUGUGGUGGUUUUUUACGUUGCUGAACACGAAUAGGCUAUCAGAACCGACCUCCGAAAACGAAAUUCCAGAAUAUAUCGUGCAAAUCAGUUAUCCUGGGCACUAGGUGCUCCGAGGGUCAGUUCUGAUGACGUAUUCGUGUUCAGCGAUCCUAAAAACCCUCCGAGUAAUCUGUUUGCAUCAAUUUACAUAGUACCGAAACCCCUCCAAACUCCAGAUGACGUGCCCUAACAGUAACCAUGAGCAUCAGAUGCAUGGGGUCGGUUCUGAUUGCAUAUUCGUGUUGUGACCCCAAAAACCCACCGAAUAACAAAAUCUGGCCCUUAAUAUACUGAUUUUGACAUGUUUAUGCACUUUUGGAUGCAAUUAUGCAUUUCUGCCCAUUUUCUAUAGUGGACUUUUUUCCUGACAUGAUCCUAAACACAAUGCAAAAAGUUGUAAGUCGAUAGGUGCUGUGUUUAAAAAUUUAUUUAUUCUGGUGUUUUUAUUGCUAAAUGCCCCGAUCUAUACGCUUUUGGUACACAUUUACGGCUCCUACAAAUAUUUUAUGAAUUGUUCAAUUGUCCCGUUAGUUGUAGCAUUUAUUGAUGUUUAAUUUUAUGGUUUAUUCUUUAAUGUAAAACUAAAAUUUUUAAUUUUUUUGCAUUUUUUGUUUGUAAUAGUGAUAUUUUCUUCCAAUAAUUUAAUAGUAUACCGAAUUUUAUUUUUAGUAUUAGAAGUGUGUAUUAUAUUUUACCUAUAGUAUGUUUGUAAGACUGCUGGUUUUAUAAUCUUAAAAUUAAGUAAAAAAAUAAUUAUCCUAA